CGCUCCCACUGUAGGAAGGUGAACCGAAGCUCCAGUAGUUGCUGCUGCUUCUGCGUAUGUUACAGAGCACCUGCAGAAAAACACUCUGUACUCUACUGUUGUUUCUCUGAGUGUCGGCUUGACAGUGCAGACAAAUGUCGAACCCGCGUAUCAGCAGGAUGACUUCCGUAGUCCUCGAAAAAUUGAAGAUGUCGGGGUCUGGUCGAGCCAUUGCAGUAUUGACAAGUGGCGGAGAUGCCCAAGGCAUGAAUGCUGCAGUCCGUGCUGUGACCAGAAUGGGUAUAUAUGUUGGGGCCAAGGUCUAUCUCGUGCAUGAGGGCUACCAAGGCCUGGUAGAUGGAGGAGAUAACAUCAAACUGGCUAACUGGCACAGUGUAACCAACAUCAUCCAACUGGGCGGUACGGUGAUCGGGAGCGCGCGCUGCAAGGCCUUCACCACCCGUGAGGGCCGGCUGUCGGCAGCCUUCAACCUGGUGAAGCGCGGCAUCACCAACCUGUGCGUGUGCGGCGGUGAUGGCAGCCUCACCGGGGCCAACAUCUUCCGCAACGAGUGGACCGGUCUGCUGGCGGAGCUGGUGCAGAAAGACAGGAUCUCGGACGCCACAGCUAAGCAGUAUGACCACCUGAACAUCGUGGGCUUAGUGGGCUCCAUCGAUAACGACUUCUGUGGGACGGACAUGACCAUCGGCGUUGACUCCGCCCUGCAUCGCAUCAUGGAGAUCGUGGAUGCUAUCACCACCACGGCACAGAGCCACCAGCGAGCAUUCGUGCUGGAGGUCAUGGGAAGACAUUGUGGGUACUUGGCUCUGGUGUCUGCAUUGGCCUCAGGUGCCGACUGGCUCUUCAUCCCUGAAUCUCCACCUGAGGAGAACUGGGAGGACCUCAUGUGCGCUCGGCUGGAGCAGAGCCGCAGUAAAGGCUCCAGGCUCAACAUCAUCAUCAUGGCUGAAGGGGCCAUCUCAGCGUCCGGAGAGCCUAUCUCAUCCAACUAUGUCAAAGACUUGAUUGUGAAGAGGCUGGCUUAUGACACCAGAGUGACCGUGCUGGGGCACGUCCAGAGGGGAGGCACACCGUCCGCCUUCGACAGAGUUUUAAGCAGUAGGCUGGGGGUGGAGGCAGUGAUAGCGCUGAUGGAGGCUACGCCCGACACCCCAGCCUGUGUCAUCGGCCUGUCGGGUAACCAGGCAACCAGGCUCCCCCUGAUGGAGUGUGUGGAGAUGACUAAAGAAGUCCAGAAGGCCAUGAAUGAGAAGCGGUUUGAUGAAACCAUUCAGCUGAGAGGCAGGAGCUUCGAGCACAACUGGAAUAUUUACAAGCUACUUGCUCACCAGAAACCAGCCCAAGACAAGGGGACUACUGGAAGUAAAAGUAGCUACUCGAUGGCGAUCCUGAACGUGGGCGCUCCGGCCGCGGGCAUGAACGCCGCAGUGCGCUCGGCCGUCAGAGUGGCUUUGGCCCAGGGACACCGCGUCUACACCGUCAGCGACGGCUUCUACGGACUCGCCAAUGGACAGGUGUCUGAAAUAGAGUGGCAUGACGUGGCAGGCUGGAUAGGCCAAGGGGGCUCAAUACUGGGCACGAAAAGGACUCUGCCAAGCACUUGCAUGGAGCAGCUGGUGGAGAACAUCAAUAAGUUCAACAUCCAGUCAUUGCUCGUUGUUGGAGGUUUUGAGGCAUAUGAGGGGAUCUUGGAGCUGGUUGAGGGGCGCGGUCGCUAUGACGAACUCUGCAUCCCCAUGUGUAUCAUCCCAGCCACCAUCAGCAACAACGUCCCGGGAACUGACUUCAGUCUCGGCUCAGACACCGCCGUCAAUGCUGCCAUGUCUAGUUGCGACAAGAUCAAGCAGUCCGCGUCUGGCACCAAGAGACGGGUGUUUGUCGUGGAAACCAUGGGGGGUUACUGUGGUUACUUGGCAACCACCACUGGCAUCGCCGUGGGUGCUGAUGCUGCCUAUAUCUUUGAAGAUCCCUUCAACAUCCACGAUCUGAAGACGAACGUCGAGCAUCUGACGGAGAAGAUGAAGAAGGACAUCCAGAGAGGUCUGGUGCUGAGGAAUGAGAAGUGCCAUGAGCACUACACCACCGACUUCAUCCACAAGCUCUACUCCUCUGAGGGCAGUGGCAUCUUCGACUGCAGAGUCAACGUCCUGGGGCAUCUCCAGCAGGGAGGGGCGCCGUCCCCCUUUGACAGGAACUUCGGCACCAAGCUGGGAGUGAGGGCCGUGCAGUGGCUCUCUGAGAAGUUGGUUGAAAGCUUCAGACAAGGGAGGGUGUUUGCCAACGCCCCAGAAACAGCGUGUGUUAUCGGACUGAACAGGAAGGUGUUGUCCUUCAUUCCUGUGGUCGAGCUCAAGGAGCAGACUGAUUUUAAACAUAGGAUGCCCAAGGUGGAGUGGUGGCUGAAUCUGCGCCUCAUGCUGAAGAUGCUGGCCAAGUACCAGACCAGCUUUGACGAGUACGUCACCGGGGAGAUCGAACAUGUCACCCGCAGAUCUCUGAGCAUAGAAACCGGCUUCUGAGGAAACGGAAAACAAAUAAACAAACAAACAACAACAAACAAGACCAGCAUCAACUAGCCAACACGCCACGUCACACAUCCUACUCUCCAUCCAAACACUCUCACCUCACUAGUACAUCCCUCACUCGGUCUCACCUGUUAAUGUGCCUGAACCACACACACUCAAUCACUCAGGGCCCAAUCAGAUUUCAGGACCAAAUCCUAACUCCUAUCAGGGCUGUUAACGCACCAGAGGGCUGUUAUUAAUGAGCUUUAGUCCCUUUAGUGCAGCGAUAACUCAAAGCCUUAUCAAAGAUAAAUCAGUUGACUUUUUAUUCUAGUCAUCUGCUUGGAUUUAGAUUGUGUGACAAUGUGAUUAGAGGAAUCUUGAAUGUGAAUUUGUGCUCCAAACAUUUAGCUUAACAUGCUGAAUAGGAUUAAACUAAUGCAAUUGAGGACCUAAGCAAAGCAGUGUUAAAAUAUAAACAGGAGGGGGGGGUGACUUAGGUGGGGUGAUAUGGUAUAAGGCAUCCAUGCUGUUAUCAUGAGCGGUUAUUAUCAAGGCAGCUUACCACUAUGCUGAUGCUGUUGUGUGUGUCUGAACUCUAUGUGCCAGUACUUUAGUACCGUCAGGUCAUUACGUCCAAAUUACACUCCGCGUGCCGUUGACCUCUCACUAAUAUGACACGACAUGGACUUGAAAUGCACUCCAACUGAAAACCUACUCAUUCCAUGCACCUUAUUACAGGAAUAAAAGCCUGAUCACCUGUCUCUCACCAGAGCUGCACUAUAGAGCAUAACUCCCUAUAAACUACUGGAACCAAAGGCUCACUUGAGUAGUGGAGUCCUACACAAUGCUGCGCAGAUGCAUCUGCUUGUAAAAUACCGUUUGAUGUAGACAGGCAUGUGCUUUAACAUCCACCAGUAAUCAACUCAACUGUGGUCCAAAGUACUUAUAAUAUGGUGCUUUAUAAAUGCUCUGCACAGACAUUUCUCACAUGUGCGUCCAAACGUCUGAUGCAGCUGUGCUUAUGUGUAGUCAGUCAUCCAAAUUUGUCCAUGCACUAACCCGUAGGCUUUUAUGCAAAAUGCAAUAUUUGUGGCUGAUAGUGUCCCCCACUGAGGUGUUAUUGUAUGAUAUAUUGCACAUCUAGUGUGCUGUGCCGUGAUUGUCACCCGUUUUAUGAACCAUUUGUGGAAAGCUAAAAAUACAAUAUUUAUUGUAUUUGAUGUAUAUUAAACGCCUUGCACAUAUAUUUGUUAACCAACCCCUGCUUCUAUAUGUGCAAUAGUUUUCAGAGAAAAGGUAUCGUCUGUGACCGCUGUGGCAAAUGAACUGUUAGUGAUGCUGUCGUAGCACUCCAAUAGGAAGAUAUACUGUAUCCUCAGUAGAACUUAAAUGUCAGGACUGAAUGUGAUUUAUGAUGAAUCCAUAACAUGGGUAAUAAGACAUUCUGCCAUUGAUUCCAGUCCUUUUUUAUUUUAUUUUUAUUUGUUUUAUCUUUCAAGUAAAAUGCCAUACUAAGUGUAUGGAUGUAUUUGUGUAAACACUACCAUCUGAAUGUAAGACAACAAUAAAGUCAACAAUGAAUAUCACUGAA
Messenger RNA from Alosa alosa (allis shad), 4098 nucleotides. It is a transcript of the gene pfkla, whose product is annotated as phosphofructokinase, liver a. Gene Ontology annotation, biological process: canonical glycolysis; fructose 1,6-bisphosphate metabolic process; fructose 6-phosphate metabolic process. Gene Ontology annotation, cellular component: 6-phosphofructokinase complex; membrane; cytoplasm. Lineage: Eukaryota; Metazoa; Chordata; Actinopteri; Clupeiformes; Clupeidae. The record is from RefSeq and is a predicted model, not a curated record. Gene Ontology annotation, molecular function: monosaccharide binding; ATP binding; identical protein binding.